Cantharellus anzutake is the source of this 4263-nucleotide messenger RNA. RefSeq lists its product as uncharacterized. Gene Ontology annotation, molecular function: mRNA binding. The record is from RefSeq and is a predicted model, not a curated record. The transcript is spliced from 9 exons. Lineage: Eukaryota; Fungi; Basidiomycota; Agaricomycetes; Cantharellales; Hydnaceae. Gene Ontology annotation, cellular component: cytoplasm; nucleus. Gene Ontology annotation, biological process: nuclear division. Bases 378 to 3830 code for a protein of 1150 amino acids.
AACUUUCUUCUCUCACAAUCGUCUUUGCUGCACCCAUCGCGGAGGAUAACCUGCAAAACUUCAUACCUGUUCCAGCCUCAGACUCGCUGGAAGAAAAAAAUCACCUCAAAUACCUCGUCCGGCGCUUCCUCGCCGUACAAUCGACUCGUCAGUUUCCGCCGCAAGCCCGCCAACCCCCCUUCCGAAAGCUCGCUUAAUCCACGUUUAGCUUCCUUUCUGCCUGCUUCCCACUAACACUCCUGCCAGUCAUUAUUGUAUACUGGGCGUGUACCUAUCAGUGUACUUUCAGUUGGUCAUCGUCCUUGAAUACGUUUGCAUUGUGUCAAAUACCCCGCACUAUCCUACCAUAACCUACUACAUUUCGUAAAUACAGCAUAAUGGACGUCUACUCGUCGUCCUUCAACAUCUAUCCUUUCUCCGAACCACCCUCAGGACAAGGGCAUGCCAUAAACUCUUUCGGUCCCUUGGGCGCUCCAUCGCUGAAUGCGCCGUUCCCGAACAGCAGUUUUGCACCUGGAUCACGCCCUGUCCUGUCAUACCCCCAAGAAUACGACACUGGCCUUCAUCCUCCUUAUGCCUCGUCGUACCCAAGCCAAGCUUCUUUGGAUGGCUCUAAUCAAUCUUUGCCGUUCCCUGCGGCUGGGAGACCUAGUCAGUCAUUGCCUAUUUUAACUUCGCAUACGCCUGCACCCCCUUCGGCCUCUGUACACCGUCACCAACCAACCAACUCUGGAAUUGAAGCAGUCCAUACCCAUCUUCUGACGCUCACCCACCGCGUUAUGUCUUCUCAUCCUGGAACAAUGGUGACUUUUUCGCGAAUCGAGGACCAUAUUGCGCAGCGCACUACGGGAGGAUUUAACAUUCUCAUUUCAGGUCCUCCGGCCUCCGUGAUCGCAGCCAGGGGAAUCAUACUUCGCGAAAGCCCCGUGCGCAACCGAUGCAUCAUUCGUGUUCCAAGGGCAGACAUACUCUCAGUAAACCAUUCAAUGCUGAUUCACCACCAUGGAAACGGAGGCUCUACCACGUCUUCCAGUGUUUCGUCUUCGCCUGACUCCUUUACUGCGUCUCACAAUGGUGUUUCAGCCAUGGGAAGUGGAUCCUCCGGUACACAGCUUAAAUCACAAAUCGUUCCUCGUUUGGAUGAGAUCGCUGCGCUGACAAGGGCUAAUAUCUCGGUGGUGAAGACCGCCAGUUCUGGCUUGGGCGCCAAUUUCGGCGUCGGGUAUGGUGGUUCCUAUGGUGAUUACACUGGAUAUGCCAAUGUCCCUGAUGGGAAUCUAUGGAACGCGGGCUUGGAGAGCGAGAAAAUGUGUGAUUUGAUUGUAACUGGAGUGGGAGAUUCGGUUGAUAUUGCCAGAGUGCGACUGUUGGUGAUGCUGGAUGAAUUGUCUGGACUUCACGCUGCUUCCAUCGACAUUGAUUACAAACUCCAUGGAAUCAUCUCGGGGCGCAAGCGUCGUGCAAUUCAACAAAUUAUGGAGGAGACCGGCACAAAUAUCUACUUCCCCCCAAUACGUCUUCAAAGUUUUUCUCAAAAUCGCGGUCAGCGGGCUAUGACGCCUGGCUCAAUGGGCGCAGCGAAUUCUGUCAAUGAGCCGGUUCACCCGACGAUGGGUCGAACCAAUGGUGGAUCACCUGAUGGGAGGAAUGGAUCACCUCCUGGGAGCGGGGGUGACCAAAGUGUGGAUUACAAUCCAAACCUUAUUUGGAUUACUGGAGAGUUCUUCAAUGUAGGACGUGCAAGAGAUGCGUUAUACCAGCUUGCGUCGCAAAAAGUCCGAAGCAAAACCAUCAUAUCUCGUGAUUGCGCUAUCCUUCCCAGAAAACUCGAUUGGAUGUUAAUGAACCGAGUGGACGAAUUGAAAACGAUCAUGCGUGACCAAGCAACAUACAUAUCCUUCCCAGCUCUAGGCUCGUCUGCCUCGCUGAUUACGGUUUUUGGCGACUCUCGCUUGACCAUUGAACGCACGAUUGAAGCUGUCAUGGCCCUAGCUGCUCAGUUCUACACUGCGAGCUUUUGGUUGCUUCCCAUUCAUUUCAACGUGCUCAUUCCCCAGAACACGCUCAACCCUGCUAGUGUUUCACUUGUACUUAACAAGUUGAGUAUGGCCAGUGGGUCGGAAGUGGUAUUUAAGUCCAAUGCCUUCGAAAUGCACGGACUCGAACAUGAGGUCAUUUGGGCUGUCGCUAAGGUGCUUGAACUGGAUAUUGUUCGAAAUUUCCAUCAUGAAAUUCGCUUCCAGCUUGAACUCUCCAACGAACAUCGCGAAUUCAUCAGUGGGAAGAAGAACGGCAAAAUUAACAAGAUCAUGUCUUCCGCGAACGUGAAGAUCAAAUUUGAAUCCGUUAACGAGCACAACUUCCUUAUAGAAGUUGCUGGUACCGACGCGGGCACCAUUUACGGCCUUAGGCUCCUGCAGGAAGAGUUACCUGCAGAGAUGUCGUUCCAUGUCCCAGAGGCAUACCAUAAACGCAUCAUUGGUGUUGGAGGCAAGACUAUCCAGCGUAUCAUGAAGAAAUAUGGUGUCUACGUUAAGUUCAAUAGCGCUGAUGAAUUGGUUGCGGCAAGCUUGGACGACGAGGAAAACGUGCUUGCAAGGACUCCCGCGAAGAAUGCACUCAACCUGGAUCAACUGAAAGCAAGCGUGAUGGAGAUGAUCGUUCCGAAGGAUAGGGACUUCAUCACCGAAAUUAUCACUAUCCCUCGACGCCAUCACCGCAUGCUUUAUGGGGAGAAGAGCAUUUUUGUCAGGGAUAUAGAAGCGAAGACUAACUCGAGGAUCACUUUCCCCGGAGAUGGCCUCGAUGUCGUCCAUAUCUUCGGGCCAGAGAGCCAGAUGCAUAUUGCCGUGGCGAUGCUUUUGGAUCAUGUUCCCUUCGAGGCCGACAUGCCCGUACCCGGUCAUCCGGACUUGUUGCGUGUUGCCACUUCACAGGACUUCAUUGUCUUCAGUGAAAAUAUCAAGCGUGAAUAUCAAGUCGCCGUCAUUCCAAUGGUCAACGAUCAAGGGCUCUCACCCUCGUCCUUCAAGUUCAAGUGUCAGCGCAGCAACAGCGACUGUCUCGCCACUGUUCGCGAAGCCCUAGAAAUGUUCCUGAUCAAUCACCGCGUACAUGUUUACCCUUCACCUAACUCGCACAAACGUGUUGAUUCAUUCACGGACGCUUUCCCGCAUUUCAACAGUAAGCUGCUCUCGACACCUAUGGAUCCAGAAGUCUCACGAACGCCUGAUGGUUUAGCGGAUCGUCGUAUUCGCGCGGCGGCUUCCACCCCUGAUGUGAAGACUCUGUUCCUUUCUCAGUCCUCCGCUCCGGUAUAUGGAGUACUGGAGCAAGAAGAACUCGAAGAGGAUAACUACAGGUCCAGCUACACCACCUCCUCAUCAGGACCCAACGAUUACUGGAGCACUACGCCCACGGCCAUGGGAAUCGGUCUCCCGCGUGGUAUACACCGUGUUGUCGACGACCCGAAACGAGGAUCAGACUCUAUGCUUGAUGCGAAAUUGAAGCAACCUCGUACCUUGACCAAUCGGGCUCAGAGCCUUGACCUCACCUCACUAUCGACUUCGCGCAAACGACCAGGAUCAAUCAUUCCUUCAGCGGCGGCGAUUUCUGAGACGCCAGAUCGACCCGACACUCCCUCCGACUCUGGCACGAAUCCGAGUCCGCCAGCGUCCGCCAUGAUACCCUCAUUCCCGACUGUUUAUGCACCAGCCCCUGGCUUGGGUGGUAUGCCCAGGCAUCCUCUUGGAGUAGGAGGUCCUCCACAUACAGCAGAGGACAUCGAAAGCAUGUUCGCGAACCUGAACUUUGAUCAUCAGGCCCAGUAGUCACUUGUAACUUAUCCGCCAACGCAACAUGGCGCAAACACUCAUCUGCCCAAGUCAUGAUAAACACGAUCAAUUCACAUACCUCGCGCAUAUCAGAUUCCUCCCAGUCUUCCGAAAAAAAGUUGUGUACUUUAGAAGAAAUUAUUUGUUUCCGGAAGCGUCCCUCGGCUUCCACCGUCUUUCUGUCUUCCCCCUCAUCGAGCCUACGCAGAAUGCACCCGUCUGUCGAAGUUGAGCUUCGACAGCUUUGUUUUCUUGUGGUAACUUUACCACCCCAUGGACUGCUCUUCUGAGUCGUUCUCGUCUUGCUGCAUCUUCAAAUCUUGUGCUUCCGGCUUGUCACUGUUCACCACCCAUGUGUUUGAUUACCCUGGACUAUGGAUAAUGAUCGAUACCAAAUCAGUGUCUUACCAAAUCGAAUAUCUUGCUUGUG